CCCCACUCCCAUUCCUCUCUCUCUCACUCUCUCUCUCUCUCUGCGCCUCUGCAAUGGCUUCCUAUUCCAUAAUGCCCUUCCUCUGCUUUCUCUCUCUCGCCUCGCUGCUUCUUCCUGCCUCUGCUCGAAUCCCCGGCGUUUACUCCGGCGGCCCCUGGCAGUCCGCUCACGCCACCUUCUACGGCGGCAGUGACGCUUCUGGAACUAUGGGUGGUGCUUGUGGCUAUGGAAAUCUGUAUAGCCAAGGGUAUGGAGUGAGCACGGCAGCUUUAAGUACGGCUCUAUUCAACAAUGGGCUGAGCUGCGGCGCGUGCUUCAUGAUCAAGUGUGACCAAGACCCCAGAUGGUGCAACCCUGGAAGCCCUUCCAUCAUCGUUACCGCUACUAACUUCUGUCCCCCCAACUUCGCUCUUCCAAGUGACAAUGGCGGAUGGUGCAACCCCCCACGCCCCCACUUCGACCUCGCCAUGCCCAUGUUCCUCAAGAUCGCUCAGUACCGUGCCGGAAUCGUCCCCGUUACCUACCGCCGGGUGCCAUGCAGGAAGGUCGGGGGAAUAAGGUUCACGGUCAACGGAUUCCGUUACUUCAACCUGGUUUUGAUCACCAACGUGGCGGGCGCAGGGGACCUCGUGAGGGUGAGCGUGAAGGGAAGCAAGACGAACUGGAUGAGCAUGAGCCGAAACUGGGGGCAAAACUGGCAAUCCAACGCCAUCCUGGUGGGGCAGGCCCUCUCCUUCCGGGUGACCGGCAGCGACAGGCGCACCUCCACCUCCUGGAACGUGGCGCCUCCCAAUUGGCAGUUCGGCCAGACCUUCACCGGGAAGAAUUUCCGCGUCUAAGAUUUCAUUUUCAGUUUUCCCGCCUUCCGACUUCCCUUUAUUUUGCCGGGAAUGUUUUUGAAGCCGCGGGGAGUCAAACUCAGAUAGCAGCAUCAGGAAAAAGCAAAGACAAGACUAGAUAGGAAAAAGUGACAGGCACUUUUUAUAAUUACAUAUAGUAGUGUUACUGUGAGCCUGUGUGAUUAUGAACGUGGAACUUGAACUUUUUGGUUCUUUUGCUUCUUUCUGGGGUUAGCAAGUGUUUAGUGAACUGUAAAAUUGCUGGUUUAUGUUAUUUAAUUAGCCAGCACAGUAAUGUGAGUGAUGUGGAGUCUUUAUUAUUUGAGUGUGAAGUUGAAAGUGGGGUGGAUUGGGCUGAGGUGGCUGCAAAUGAAGGUGCAGGUAGCCCGCAGCUUGCUGCCUAUUAUUGAAGUUAAAUACUACUAUUAUUAUUAUUAU
This is a messenger RNA of Neltuma alba, 1277 nucleotides long. RefSeq names its product expansin-A4-like. The coding region runs from base 54 to 839 and encodes 261 amino acids. The record is from RefSeq and is a predicted model, not a curated record. Gene Ontology annotation, cellular component: extracellular region. NCBI's taxonomy places the organism in Eukaryota, Viridiplantae, Streptophyta, Magnoliopsida, Fabales, Fabaceae. The transcript is spliced from 3 exons. Gene Ontology annotation, biological process: plant-type cell wall organization.